AUGUACUGCUGCUUCUGCGUCUCCACGUCGUCACUUGGCAUCGUUGAGAGCUGCGGGAAGUUUCAGCGCAUAGCCAACCCAGGCUGCCAGUGCCUCAUUCCGUGCGUCGAGACGGUGCGGGGGCGCGUGACUUUGAAGCUGCAAUAUGCCUCCGUUAAUGUCGAGACGAAGACAAAAGACAAUGCUCUGGUUCUCAUCACGGCAUGCCUCCACUACCGUGUCUUGCCGGAGGAGGCGACCAACGCCUUUUAUCGCUUUGCGAACCCGGAGAAGCAGAUUGGGAGCUUCGCCGCCAACGUGAUCCGCGGCGAGGUGCCAAAGUACACGCUGGACGAGGUUUUUGUUGCGUCGAGGAACAUCAAGCAUGCGGUUGAGGAGGAGUUAAAGGAGCGCCUCAGUCAAUACGGCUUUGCGCUUGAGGCAACGCUGGUGACUCAGAUUGAGCCGAGCACCGAACUCCAGCAGGCCAUUGCGCAGACCCAACUUAAUGCCUACCGCCGGACUGCCGCGGAGCACCAGGCCGAACUGGAGAAAAUCGUCAAAAUUAAGGAUGCGGAGGCGGAAUUUGAGGAGAAGCGUCUUGCUGGCGUUGGGCUGGCGGAGGAGCGCAGGGCCAUCAUGGAAGGGCUGCAGAGCAGCAUUGAGUCGUUUGUCGAUGGCGUGCCGGGCGUCGGCGCACGCGAUGUGGUGCAAUUGUUGCUCAUGAACCAGUACUUUGACUCGCUGAAGGAGGUGGGAAGUACGGGGAGGAACAAAGUAGUCCUGCUUCCACCAAGCGGUGGCCAAUCGGUCCUGACGGAUUUGCUGGCGGCACAGAUGACCAAUAAAUCCAUGGUCUGA
Messenger RNA from Trypanosoma cruzi, 840 nucleotides. RefSeq lists its product as uncharacterized. Lineage: Eukaryota; Euglenozoa; Kinetoplastea; Trypanosomatida; Trypanosomatidae. The transcript has a single exon. Bases 1 to 840 code for a protein of 279 amino acids. The record is from RefSeq and is a predicted model, not a curated record.